CCGUGAAAACUAGGGCUUUGCAGAGGGUUUAGUGGCGAUUCCUCUUCCUCCUCUCGCCUGCACUGCACUAUGGCAUCCUCCGCCGCCUCCCUCCUCGCUCGCCGCCUCCUCCUCGCCCGCCGCCUCCCAUCGUCUCCCUUUCGUCCCUUCUCCACCACUACCACCACCUCCUCCUCCUCGACCUCUUCCCCCUCGUUUAACGGAUCCGAUGCGGAGCCCCAGCCCGAGCCCGAGCAUGACCUGCCCCCCGCGGAUCAGGAUCACCAGCAGGCCCCGAACCGCCCGCGCCCGCCCAACACCACCCGCCCCCUCGAGAACGGCCUCGACCCCGGAAUCUACAAGGCUAUAAUGGUGGGGAAGGUCGGGCAGGAGCCGAUGCAGAAGCGGCUGCGGAGCGGGAGGACGGUCGUGCUCUUCUCGCUCGGCACCGGCGGCAUCCGCAACAACCGCCGCCCGCUCGAUCGCGAGGAGCCGCAGCAGUACGCCGACCGAUGCUCCGUGCAGUGGCAUCGCGUCUGCGUCUACCCGGACAGGCUCGGCACGCUCGCGCUCAAUCACGUCAAGACCGGCUCUAUCCUCUAUUUGGAAGGGAAUCUUGAAACGAAAGUGUUCUCUGAUCCUAUUACUGGGCUGGUUAGACGCAUCAGAGAAAUAGCUGUGCGUGGAAAUGGUCGUCUCUUGUUUCUUGGUAAUGACUGCAAUGCUCCGAAGUUAGGUGAAGUCAAGGGCGUUGGCUACUUCUGAAACUGAUUUAUGUCCAAUUAGGCAUAUCAAUGGACAAAAUCAACUUGGGAUGGAGGUAUCACAACAAUGCAACAGUUGUUAUAUAUUGUUGAAAUCUGAUCAAUGAACCGACAAUGGUAUUGUAGAUGCCAUACUUGCUGAGCAACUAAUCUAACUUAAUUUGGAAUAAUUCAUGCUCCACGGAGUGAGCUUAUUCUAACC
Messenger RNA from Phragmites australis (common reed), 945 nucleotides. RefSeq names its product single-stranded DNA-binding protein, mitochondrial-like. Bases 70 to 744 code for a protein of 224 amino acids. Gene Ontology annotation, biological process: positive regulation of helicase activity; mitochondrial DNA replication. Gene Ontology annotation, cellular component: mitochondrial nucleoid. Lineage: Eukaryota; Viridiplantae; Streptophyta; Magnoliopsida; Poales; Poaceae. Gene Ontology annotation, molecular function: single-stranded DNA binding. The transcript has 4 exons. The record is from RefSeq and is a predicted model, not a curated record.